GUCAGAGCCGCGGCGUGGGCGGGACCAGCGGAGGCCAGGAAGCGGCGGCGGCCCCGCGGAGGCUUUUCCUGCCCGCGGCCCCGGAACGGAGCGGAACGGGGCGGACGGACCCGCCGGGCAGCGCCGGAGAUGACGACGCUGACGCACCGGGGCCGGCGGGCCGAGGGCCGGGGCUGCGAGAGGAAGGGCGAGGGCGAGGAGGAGGCUGCGGACAGGGAGCUGAACGAGGACGAGCCCGAUGACUCCAAGGACAUCCGCCUGACCCUCAUGGAGGAGGUGCUGCUCCUGGGCCUGAAGGACAAGGAGGGCUACACCUCGUUCUGGAACGACUGCAUCUCGUCGGGGCUGCGGGGCGGGAUCCUGAUCGAGCUGGCGCUGCGGGGCCGCAUCCGCCUGGAGCCGCCCGCCCUCAGGAGGAGGAGGCUGCUGGAGAGGAAGGUGCUGCUGAAGUCGGACGCUCCCACUGGGGAUGUGCUGCUGGAUGAGACCCUCAGGCACAUCAAGGCCACAGAGACGGCAGAGACGGUGCAGACCUGGAUCGAGCUGCUCACUGGAGAGACCUGGAACCCCUUCAAGCUGCAGUACCAGCUGCGCAACGUGCGCGAGCGCCUGGCCAAGGCCCUGGUGGAGAAGGGCAUCCUGACCACGGAGAAGCAGAACUUCCUGCUCUUCGACAUGACCACGCACCCCGUGUGCAACGCCUCCGAGAAGCAGCGCCUGCUCAAGAGGCUCCAGGAGAGCGUCCUGGAGCGUUGGGUCAACGAGCCGCAGCGCAUGGAGCGCAGGACCCUGGCCCUGCUGGUGCUGGCCCACGCCUCGGACGUGCUGGAGAACGUUUUCGCCAGCCUGGCCGACGACAAGUACGACGUGGCCAUGAACAGGACCAAGGACCUGCUGGAUAUGGACCCUGAGGUGGAGGCUGCCAAGGGCAAGGGCAUGGAGAUGAUCUGGGCCGUGCUGGCGGCCUUCAAUAAGUCCUAAAAGCUCUCCUUGGUGGGUCCCAUCAUGGGGUUCCACCCUGGGGUCUCCCCAGAGGGACCUGGACCUGGAAGCUGCCAAAGGCCAGGGCACAGAGAUGAUCUGGGCCAUGCUGGUGGCCUUCAAGAAGUCCUAAACCCCUCCUCACAUGGGGCAGGGGAGACCCUUGAUGGGUCCCAUCCUGAGGUCUCACCUGGGGUCCCACCCAAGGGUCUUCCCAGAGGGACCUGGACCUGGAAGGUGACAAAGGCAUGGCCACAGAGAUGAUCUGGGCCAUGUUGGUGGCCUUCAAUAAGUCCUAAAAGCUCUCCUUGGUGGGUCCCAUCAUGGGGUUCCACCCUGGGGUCUCCCCAGAGGGACCUGGACCUGGAAGCUGCCAAAGGCCGGGGCACAGAGAUGAUCUGGGCCAUGCUGGUGGCCUUCAAGAAGUCCUAAACACUCCUCACAUGGGGCAGGGGAGACCCUUGAUGGGUCCCAUCCUGAGGUCCCACCUGGGGUCCCACCCAAGGGUCUCCCCAGAAGAACCUGGACUUGGAAGGUGCUAAGGGGAAAGGCACAGAGAUGAUCUGGGCCAUGCUGGUGGCCUUCAAGAAGUCCUAAACACUCCUCACAUGAUGUGGGGGAAAUCCUUGAUGGGUCCCAUCAAGGGGACUCCACACCCUACAUGGGGUCCUAUCAGGGGGAACCCUCUCCCUAGAAGGACUUGGACCUGAAAGGUGACAAAGGCAUGGCCACAGACAUGAUCUGGGCCAUGUUGGUGGCCUUCAAUAAGU
This is a messenger RNA of Zonotrichia leucophrys gambelii, 1751 nucleotides long. RefSeq names its product golgi phosphoprotein 3 like (gene GOLPH3L). NCBI's taxonomy places the organism in Eukaryota, Metazoa, Chordata, Aves, Passeriformes, Passerellidae. Gene Ontology annotation, biological process: retrograde vesicle-mediated transport, Golgi to endoplasmic reticulum; Golgi organization; Golgi vesicle budding. The coding region runs from base 130 to 981 and encodes 283 amino acids. Gene Ontology annotation, molecular function: phosphatidylinositol-4-phosphate binding. Gene Ontology annotation, cellular component: cytosol; trans-Golgi network; Golgi cisterna. The transcript is spliced from 5 exons. The record is from RefSeq and is a predicted model, not a curated record.